Molecule: messenger RNA, 2704 nt
Organism: Rotaria sordida
Lineage: Eukaryota; Metazoa; Rotifera; Eurotatoria; Philodinida; Philodinidae
Source: the annotation of a GenBank genome assembly
GGUGUUCGUGGGUGUUCGUGGGUGUUCGCUUGUUUUACAAAUACCCACUAUAGAUUGAAGAUGUAUCUGAUAAUACAACUAAGUUUUUUAGUAUAAUGAUUUUAAAUAAAUCAAAUUGUUAGAUAAAUAAUUAGAAGUGUGAACAUUUUCGAAAUGAUAAAACUUCAGAGGGCGCAUAUCGACUACAAACAUUGUUAUAAUUUUGAUUUAUUCAUUUAUUUGACAUUUUUUUAAAAAUAAAUUAUUUUAAAAACUCUGACAAUAUAUCAUGAAUUUAUAAAAAUUAGAGUUUGUGAGUUCCACACAUCAAAGAAUCAAAUAUUACUUCGAUGAGCCCACUUCCAGUCAUUUCAUUUUAUUUCAAGUCUGAAUUAGAGUGACUUGGAGUAGCGUGAAGUGGAUCCAUCAAAAGAAUAUUUCAUACUUUUAUCAAAGAAUUUUUAAAAGCAAUACCUUAGUAUAGGAUCUCAUGAACGAAGAAUCUAAAUGUUUUUCAACUGAUAAUCUCCUCGAGUCGAACAUAGUUUAUAGUGAGUUGACGUGUCUUCACUAAUAGCGAUUCUAUUUCAAAAUCUCUCGAAUGGAAGAAAAUUUCCAAAGAGUCAUCAACAAAUAUUGGUGCCGUCGCCGAUCCACAGUGGGCAACCAGGCGAACAUGAACGAAAGUAUUCUUUUCCAAAGUUUAAAUAUUGGAAUAAAUACAUCUAAGACUAGUCUAUCUUGUCUUGAAAUAAAACUUUUGGAAAUUAAAGAGAACUCUGAAAAACUCCAUUUUUAUAAAUUUGUUCAUAAACCGCUAUCUAUAGAGAAAGUUAAUUCUGCGCCCAACUUAACGAAAAUAUUUAAAAAGGAAAACUAUCAGAAACGCAUAAUUGCUCUAUGGAAUUCGUUGUGGUAAAAAAAUAGUUUUGGUUGAACUCAAAUUGAAAAAGAAAAAAAUUGAUUACCGUGCUAAAAAUAGGCUCAAACAUCAACCGUGCUAUAUUUUGCAAACGCUACAAAGAGUUUAAAUCCGAUUGACCUCAAAUUUAUACCGAUUAUUCCUCUAUAUGUAAUCUAUCGUUGGCCUUAGCAUAACUGCAUGCUGACGAACGCAGACUGUGCUAGAGGUCUUCCAAAUAACCAGGUUUCUGCCUAGGAAUCUCUGUUUUUCAGAUUAUCAUAAUCUUGUGGCACAAAACUAAGGUGAUAUUCAGAAUCAGCUCAUCGAGCUGCAUUUAAUGAUAUAUAAUAAAAAGUGUUUUUUUGAAAAAUAUUUUUUGACUUUUAUGAAGAAAAGGUUUUAAAAAAAUGAGUCAUACCGUACUUUUCGAACGCUACAAACAGGCUUCGUCUGAUUGAACCCAAGUUCUUGUUAAUUAUAUACCUCCAUGUUAGUUUAUCGCCAGCUAUUUGUGCUGUAUCGCAUCAGUGUCGGUAGAUUGGACAAUGGAUCACCAGAAAACUAUAAUUCCGAUCUAAUGCUCCUUUUUCACCCUUAAAAUGGCAUCUUAGCGAAAAAUCAAAGUGAUAUUCGGGAUCAGCGCGUAAAACUGCGUCGAUUGAUGUACGACAGAAAAUAUUUUUUAACAAGAUAAUUUUUUCGAAAACUUUGUUUGAGGUCCCCCACAGGUGUUUUUUGGCAAAAAAGUUGUUCUUUCAAAAAGUAGUUUAUUAUGUUAAAGAUGAUUUUCUAAGUUAUAUAUAACCACUUCUGAACUAUAAAAGGCGAUUUUCAAGCAAGAAAGUUACAUGUCCGCCUGGUAUGCGGAAGUUGCCCACUGUGCGAUCAAUACAUCGAGUUACACCCAUUGUUCUAUAUAUCAAGAGAGUUGAUUUUUCAUAUUCGAAUAGUUACUUUUUGAAUUUUUUUGAAUUUUAUAUUAGAAAGUCUGAAAUCAAAAGGUUGAUUUUAACGAGUAUAUAUUGAUAUCACCUCGUGCAUAACACAAUCAAUUCAAAAUAUUCCAGUAUGGCAACACCAAGGCAUAAUGUCAAAAAAUUUUCUUGUACAACACCACGCUUUCUUUUACCAACAUUACGUCGUCCAUGUUAUCGUGAAAUAAUCACAAUAAAAAAUAUAUGUGAUCCAGAAAAUGAAACUUUUUCAAAAUAGAGUGAAGAAGAUUGACAAUAUUACAAUAUAAUUAAUACAGCUCUUCUUAAUGAUGAUUUGGAAGUAUUGAAAAAAAAUGUACGAUUUAUCAAUAGUUUAAGGAUGACAAUUAAAAAUAAUAAUGAAAAUGAAUCUCUUUAAGUUAAUCGUGGAUUAUCUAUUGAUCCUGAACAUGUAAAACAGGAAUAUAAAGUAGGUUUACGAUUUUUAUGGCCAACAUUUACAUGUACAUCAAGAAAUAGAGAUGUAGCAUAUCGUUUUGGUGAUUAUAUAUUUGAAAUUGAUGCAUCAAAGCAUAAUUGGACAUAUCGUAGUGAUAUUUCAAAAUAUUCUAUCUAUCCAAAAGAACAAGAAGUUUUAUUCUAUCCAUAUAGUGGUUAUAUUGUUCAAAAUAUUAUAUAUGAUGCAAAAAUAAUUCAAUUAAAAUGUAUUGAUACACUACAAGUUGAAUCGAGCUCUGAAAAGUGUAUUCCAUCUUGUGUUAAAAUUUUUGAUUCAACAAGAAAUAUGUUCGUUUAUUUUUAUAAAAAUAGUACCGAUAUUCAUUGGUCUCAUGCUGAAAAAUCAAAGGAAAUCUUUUUAAUUGCACAAAAUAUGAAUGGCUAUUAG